Molecule: messenger RNA, 1973 nt
Organism: Nicotiana attenuata
Lineage: Eukaryota; Viridiplantae; Streptophyta; Magnoliopsida; Solanales; Solanaceae
Product: lycopene beta cyclase, chloroplastic
Exons: 1
Coding region: 339-1841 (500 amino acids)
Biological process (GO): carotenoid biosynthetic process
Molecular function (GO): oxidoreductase activity, acting on paired donors, with incorporation or reduction of molecular oxygen
Source: RefSeq, a predicted model, not a curated record
GCUACCAUUUAACAUGGUAGUGUUAUCACCACAAGCAUACCUACCACGUUGUGCCAAAUUUUUAACAGAAAAGGAUGAGGUUUCUCUUUCUCUGCUCGUUGUCUACACGGUGAGCAUUCAAGAUUUGAUAUGCUCAAUACUUCUCUUAUAUGGCAAAUCUUGAGAAUUAUUCAAGACCCUAUCAUGUUCUGAUAGGAACAUGUCACAGUUAGUACCUCCAAGCUUGUAAGUACCUGCUUUUAUUUGCCCUAUUUCAGUAUUAAGAAUUGAAAGUUAGGGAACUUUCUUGAAAUCCUGUUUGUAGUUUUCAAGAAUUUUUGAACCCUCUGUUGGAAGAUAUGGAUACAUUGUUGAAAACCCCAAAUAAGCUUGAGUUUUUGUACCCACUUGAUGGAUUUUCUGUUAAAGCUAGCUCCUUUAACUCUGUAAAGCCCCAUAAGUUUGGUUCUAGGAAAUUUUGUGAAAAUUGGGGUAAAGGGGUUUGUGUUAAGGCUAGUAGUAGUGCCCUUUUGGAGCUUGUACCUGAGACCAAAAAGGAAAAUCUUGAUUUUGAGCUUCCCAUGUAUGACCCUUCAAAAGGUCUUGUUGUAGAUCUAGCUGUGGUUGGUGGUGGACCCGCUGGACUUGCAGUUGCACAGCAGGUUUCAGAGGCUGGACUAUCGGUUGUUUCAAUCGAUCCAUCGCCGAAGUUGAUAUGGCCCAAUAACUAUGGUGUUUGGGUGGAUGAAUUUGAGGCCAUGGAUUUGUUGGAUUGCCUCGACGCCACAUGGUCAGGUACUGUUGUUUAUAUCGAUGACAACACAACUAAAGAUCUUGAUAGACCUUAUGGAAGGGUUAAUAGGAAACAGCUUAAGUCCAAAAUGAUGCAGAAAUGCAUACUAAACGGUGUUAAAUUCCACCACGCCAAAGUUAUAAAGGUAAUUCACGAGGAAGCUAAAUCUAUGCUGAUUUGCAAUGAUGGUGUAACUAUUCAGGCAACGGUGGUUCUUGAUGCAACUGGCUUCUCAAGAUGUCUUGUUCAGUAUGAUAAGCCAUAUAAUCCUGGAUAUCAAGUAGCUUAUGGCAUAUUGGCGGAAGUGGAGGAACAUCCCUUUGAUACAAGUAAGAUGGUUCUCAUGGAUUGGCGAGAUUCACAUCUUGGUAAUAAUAUGGAGCUGAGGGAGAAAAAUAGAAAAGUUCCAACUUUUUUAUAUGCCAUGCCAUUUUCAUCGAAUAGAAUAUUUCUUGAAGAAACCUCACUUGUUGCUCGUCCUGGAUUACGUAUGGACGAUAUUCAAGAAAGAAUGGUGGCUCGUUUAAAUCACUUGGGUAUAAAAGUUAAGAGCAUUGAAGAGGACGAGUAUUGUGUAAUUCCGAUGGGAGGCCCUCUUCCUGUAUUACCUCAGAGAGUUGUUGGAGUUGGUGGUACAGCUGGUAUGGUUCAUCCCUCAACAGGUUAUAUGGUAGCAAGGACCCUAGCUGCAGCUCCAGUCGUCGCUAAUGCAAUAAUUCAGUACCUUGGUUCUGAGAAAGACCUUUUUGGUAAUGAGUUAUCUGCAGCUGUUUGGAAAGAUUUGUGGCCCAUAGAAAGGAGACGUCAAAGAGAAUUCUUUUGCUUCGGUAUGGAUAUUCUUCUGAAACUUGAUUUACCCGCUACGAGAAGGUUUUUCGAUGCCUUUUUUGAUCUAGAACCUCGUUAUUGGCAUGGCUUCUUGUCAUCUCGGCUGUAUCUUCCUGAGCUUAUAUUUUUCGGGCUGUCCCUUUUCGCUCGCGCUUCAAAUACUUCUAGAAUAGAGAUUAUGACAAAGGGAACUCUUCCUUUGGUAAAUAUGAUCAACAAUUUGAUACAGGAUACUGAAUGACUUACCAGGAAUCUUGUUGAAUAUUACAUAGCGUGUGUUAAUACACUGCUCUUUUUUUUUCCUUUUUCUUUUUCAAAUAAUUGCAAUAGUAACUAUUUCCAUUUUCCGAUUUUCUAAUUUUAUUGUUACUCA